Messenger RNA from Myxocyprinus asiaticus (Chinese sucker), 6855 nucleotides. RefSeq names its product protein NDRG4. The record is from RefSeq and is a predicted model, not a curated record. The transcript is spliced from 18 exons. Lineage: Eukaryota; Metazoa; Chordata; Actinopteri; Cypriniformes; Catostomidae. Bases 105 to 1481 code for a protein of 458 amino acids. Gene Ontology annotation, biological process: positive regulation of ERK1 and ERK2 cascade; signal transduction; brain development. Gene Ontology annotation, cellular component: cytoplasm.
AUAGCAUAGUCCUCACAGGGUAGACCGCAUCUCUCCGAAACACACUCACAAGCCAAACACUAAAAUCCUUUCAAACUACGACAGACGACAAUCCUUUAGCAAAGAUGGGGCCCGGAUUGUUCUGGAACUUUACAUCCAAGACUAGCUGCACGGUUCCACAGAGCCUGCUGCAGACAAUGUUGCUCUCCAGGAUGGCUGGCAUGAAGGAUCAGCAUUUCACUGAAGAGAAACCACUACUGCCAGAAUCCAGGGGACAGGAAACAGAGAUGGCCAAAGGACAGUGUGUGCACGCGCUGCCCUCUGCUACGCCCUGCCCCAACUCAGCACGCCCCCCCAAACGCUGGCAUGCGAUCGCCCGACACUGGCUCGGCAUGACGCGCCGUCGGACCAGCGGGUACAUCUCGGAAAACUGUGAGACCUUCAUUGCUGCAGGAGAUUGGAAGGAACACGACGUUGAAACCCCUUAUGGGAUGUUGCACGUGGUGAUCCGCGGGGCUCCCAAAGGCAACAAGCCAGCUAUCCUGACCUACCAUGAUGUUGGGCUCAACCACAAGUUGUGCUUCAACACAUUCUUCCACAAUGAAGACAUGCAGGAGAUCACCAAGCAUUUUGUGGUGUGCCAUGUGGAUGCCCCAGGCCAACAGAUUGGUGCCCCACAGAUGCCACAAGGGCACCAGUACCCCACCAUGGAUCAGCUCGCUGGGAUGCUUCCUAGUGUGGUGCAACACUUUGGCUUCAAGAGCAUUGUGGGAAUUGGAGUUGGAGCUGGUGCCUAUAUCCUUGCCAAAUUUGCGUUGAUUUUUCCUGAUCUCGUGGAAGGUCUGGUUCUUCUCAACAUUGAUCCCAAUGGAAAAGGCUGGAUCGACUGGGCCGCCACAAAAUUGUCUGGACUCACCAGUGCUUUACCAGACACUGUUUUGGCCCACCUCUUCAGCCAGGAAGAGCUUAUGAACAACACUGAGGUUGUACAGAGCUACCGUCAACAGAUCAAUAACACUGUCAACCAGUUCAACCUACAGCUCUUCUGGAACAUGUACAACAGCCGCAGGAAUUUGGAAAUGAACCGCAGUGGCUCUGUGUUGAAUGCCAAGACCCUGAGGUGCCCGGUCAUGCUGGUCGUUGGAGAUAAUGCUCCGGCUGAGGAGGGAGUGGUUGAGUGCAAUUCCAAGCUGGAUCCAACCAACACCACAUUCCUGAAGAUGGCUGACUCUGGCGGAAUGCCUCAGAUUACACAGCCUGGAAAACUCACAGAGGCAUUCAAGUACUUCCUGCAGGGGAUGGGUUACAUUGCUUAUAUAAAGGAUCGGAGAAUGAGUGGGGGGCCAGUGCCUUCGGCCAGUAUGACCCGUCUGGCUCGGUCGCGAACAGCCUCUCUGACCAGUGCCGGCUCUGUGGAUGGUUCUCGCAACCGUGCAUGCACACACUCAGAUAGUGGUGAGGGCGUCGGCCAGGUCAGCCACACCAUGGAAGUUUCCUGCUGAGCCUGCAUUCACUUCCUCACACGCACACAUUUAGAGAGGCACAACGUGAAAAGAAGGUCUGAGAAGAAUAUUUUCCAUGUCCUUUUCACUCAUUUUUGUUUAUCAGUGUUAGCCCUCUUAACUUGUAAAACAAAGACUUGAUAUCCUUCUCCCCUUUAGAACAGUGUCUGGUUCUCUCCGACUUUGUAAUACGGUUUCUUAUCACCAGGGUCCAAAAUUGACUGCCCAAACCUGCCGAUGGGGAGUGCAUUGAGAAAAUUGACUGGCCAAGAAAUAAACGUACAUUUAUUUUAUCAAAAUUAAUUUCAAUAUUUAUUUUUGUCCUUAUGACAAUGGCCUUUUUUAGCUGUUUUAUUACUUGCAUUUUAGUGACAAACAACGCAGGUCAUUGUGUCACUCGCAGCCUCAUAUACGCACUAGUCAAACUGCACCAGUCACAAAAACGAUCAUGAUUUUGUUCCAAAUAUAUCAGUUUUGCUGGCUUAAUGCAAAGAACUUUCCACACAUAUGUCACUUCUUGGCGACUUUAGGCAUCCUAGAUAAACUUCUGAUGUUACAUUUUUCACUGAGGUAAAAGUCAUAAGAAGACUUUUUUUUAUGUCUCUGAUUUGAAUUGCUCACAUCACUUACAUCAGCGAGGGUCAGAUUAUCAUUCUUACAGUUUGACUUACACCAUGUAUUAUUGCUGAUAACUUGUUAUUGAAUCGGUGAAGCCAGUUUUUACUCACACUUGACACUUGGUGAGUGUUAAUUUUGGACCCAGAUUUUUCGUGUCAGUAUAUCUGCACCCUUUGCUUGCUGCCUCUGGCCUUCACCUCUUCCUAAGACAAAAGUCCCAUCAGCCCCUGCUCUCACUCAUUCCUGUCCUAUGACAGUCUUUGUGGAGUAACUGAUGGAUUGGUAGGCCGCAAUGAGGGGAGUGAGUCAGAGGAAGAGAAUGAAACAAAGCAAGAAAAAGAGGAAGGGUGGGAGGGGGUCUUAAAAGAGUGACAUUUGUUGCCAUGUUAUAAAUGCUCUCCCUCUCUUUCUUGAGCGAAAUUGAAGCAAUUGUAUUGUCGAAGAGUUUGAAAGUCUUUUAACCAAUGAACAGCUGCUUUCGGCUAAUUGUCUCAGCUCAUUCAGUCUUUAGGAGUGUAUGUAUCACCACACAUUUAUAAACAAUAUUUAUUACACAUCGGUACACCGUGUCCUAACCAGGUGCAGAGUUUCUAUCGUUAAUUACUAAAGCUACAGUAUCACGUCAUUUUGUGUUACUUUUAUGACACUUUCGACUUAUUUGUCGGCUUGCGUGCUCUUCGGGUCUCGUACCUUGGUACUGCGCAUCGCAAGUGUAACACGAUCAGUUGAGUCACCUCGCUGAUGAAUGCUUAUAAAUUUUGUUGAGUAUGUUAUGCAAAUGUUUAAAAUGUAUUGUUAGGUGUCAGGCAUUAUAGUAAAAGUGUUUUGAUAUCAUAAGAUAGCUUUGUGUGAGAAACAGGGUGAAAAGUAAGUGUUAUUAACUGAUAUUCUGCCCUUUUGCUCGUGAUUUGUGUGAAAGGAAAUAAAAGUCAUUGUUGUUUUAGUGCCUCUAGUGUUCAUUUCACCACGAAACUGCCAUGAAACGUGCAGGUAUAGUUACUUACUUCUAUGAGACCAGGUAGAAAUUGCUGCAUGAAAAAGUGAGGUUUUGGACCAAUCACAUUAAUUUUCCAGGAAUGGAAACCAAGCGACUGAUAUCACAUUUAUAACUGAUUUCUCAGAUUAACAUAUAAGAAAUUGCCUGUAUCGUUUAUUGUUUUAUUGCAUCACGCCUGGUCAGGACACGUUUGCUAAAAUGCUAUAUUUAGUCGUUACUUUCACACUAUGCACAAGUAUAAUCAAGCACACUUUCAGAUCAUCAAAGAAGACAUACAACAGUAGUUAUAGUAGUGUGCACUCUCUGUCCUAUGAAGGUGGCUUUGCCUGGGAUUGGUUCUGUACGAUCUCCCUUUUAUAGACAAUCAGCUUCUGACCCAAACUGGAACUGUCGACUGAGGCAGAUCCUGUGUGGUGGGGUUUGCAGUUAGUUGGUUAGCAGUUAGUUGCAUUUAAGUUUUAGAAGUGUAGGCUCAAUGCUUUCCACUUCCCUUACAGCACCUAGCCCUGCACGAAGAAUAUACCAAAGUUACAGAAACAAAUGCACACACACAUACACUGGCGGCCAAAAGUUUGGAAUAAUGUACAGAUUUUGAUGUUUCGGAAGGAAAUUUGUACUUUAAUUUACCAAAGUGGCAUUCAGCUGAUCACACUGUAUAGUCAGGACAUUACUGAUGUUAAAAACAGCACCAUCACUAUUUGAAAAAAUUCAUUUUUGAUUAAAUCUAGACAGGCCCCAUUUCCAGCAGCCAUCACUCCAACACCUUAUCCUAGAGUAAUCAUGCUAAAUUGCUAAUUUGGUACUAGAAAAUCACUUGCCAUUAUAUCAAACACAGUUGAAAGCUAUUUGGUUCGUUAAAUGAAGCUUAACAUUGUCUUUGUGUUUGUUUUUGAGUUGCCACAGUAUGCAAUAGACUGGCAUGUCUUAAGGUCAAUAUUAGGUCAAAAAUGGCAAAAAAAGAAACAGCUUUCUCUAGAAACUCAUCAGUCAAUCGUUGUUUUGAGGAAUGAAGGAUAUACUGAAGAUUUCAUACAAAGGUGUACACUACAGUCUUCCAAAGGACAACUGGCUCUAACAGAAAGAGAUGUGGAAGGCCAGAUGUACAACUAAACAAGAAGAUAAGUACAUCAGAGCCUCUAGUUUGAGAAAUAGACGCAUCACAUGUCCUCAGCUGACAGCUUCGUUUGAAUUCUACCCGCUCAACACCAGUUUCAUGUACAACAGUAAAGAGAAGACUCAGGGGUGCAGGCCUUAUGGGAAGAAUUGCAAAGAAAAAGCCACUUUUGAAACAGAAAAACAAAAAGAAAAGGUUAGAGUGGGCAAAUAAACAGACAUUGGACAACAGAUAAUUGGAAAAGAGUGUUAUGGAUCUUAACCCCAUUGAGCUUUUGUGGGAUCAGCUAGACUGUAAGGUGCGAGAGAAGUUCCCGACAAGACAGCCACAUCUAUGGCAAGUGCUACAGGAAGCGUGGGGUGAAAUGUCACCUGAAUAUCUGGACAAACUGACAGCUAGAAUGCCAAGGAUCUGCAAAGCUGUCAUUGCUGCACAUGGAGGAUUUUUUGAUGAGAACUACUUGAAAUAGUUUGUUUAUAGUUUUUAUUUUUCACAUUAUUAAUGUCAUGACUAUACAUUGUGUUCAGUUGAAUGCCACUUUGGUGAAUAAAAGUACCAAUUUCUUUCCAUAAGAGCAAAAUCUGUACAUUAUUCCAAACUUUUGGCCACCAGUUUACAUGCACACACUCCCCGAAAAGGGCUGGGCUCUGCAAGGGAAUGGAGCUUUUGUAUGCACGCACACAAAACUCGCACGCAACUUACACAUAAAUAACACAGUAAGAUUCACAUUCAUUAGAAUCACUACAUAUUCAGGUAUUUAAAUAAGAUUACAGCCACAAAGUGCAUGCUUAUUUAAUAAUUUAGACCUAUCCAUUCACAUUGUCAUUUUUUGUGGUAUUUUACAAAGAACUGGUAAAUAUAUUGUUGCUUUGUUUAGCAACAGCACAAAUAAUUGUAGAAAAAGUACAGCAAACAGCAUACACUAAAAAUAUGGACGGAUGGAUGAAUUGUGUUAAAUUAUGGAAGUGACUGACAUGAGCUCAGAGCUGAUUGGCUGGCGCAGCUGCCUGAUUACAUUGACAAAUGAUGGUUGAAAGCGGGUUGAGGAACCGUUUCCAUUGUACACACACUUAUUGAAUGUCAAUUUCCUGCAGCUUCUUCAACCAGGAAGCACACAUUGUGACUUUUUUCAGGGGUGUUUCCUGUGUGUGUGUCUGUAAGGGGCGGGGCUUUCUGGAGCGUGUUGCUCCAAGCUCAGAAUGUAGGGCAAAUCCCACUACCAAAAAUCCCAAUCCUUAAAAACACAAUGUGCCCCGUCUCUCACAUACACGUCCAGUUGCCCCCAAAGGGCUAUUGACCCACACAACGCAUCGUAAUUACCUCACUCCAUGCAAAGCUGGGUGCAGGUUACUGUAGAUAAUGUACAAAGAGAGAAAUUAAUGCAUGAUAUGGAGUACAAGGUGACUGUCUCUGUAAGAAAAGGAAUGUGAAAGAGAGGGAGAGAUGGAAAAAGAGAAUGGAUUGAUGACGGACAGUGUUCAGGGUCAAAACAUUUUUUAAACCGUCUUGAACAGUCUUAAAACCAGAUUGAAAAGCAAAACUCUGUAAGGUUUUUUUUUUUUUUUUUUUUUUUUUUUAGUUUUAAACAAAAAUCUAUCAAACUUAUGUGAAAAGGUUUAUGCAUGAAAAGCAAUUUAUCAGGUAUGAUGUAUAAGAUAACACAUUUUAAGGAUAACGUUUAAAUAUUUUUACUGGAAAAGAAGACCAAAUACUAAAUAAGAAAAUAAUUUUCCUCCUUUAUUCAAAUUGUGCACAAACCGGGAGAGUGAAAGUCAAAUGCUAAAUUUCUAAAAGAACAACAUGGAAAACCAGGGAAAAGUAAAUAAAAAAAAUGGAAGAGUAUCCAAAUGGAUGGGUAUCCUCCUACAGACUAAAUGGACAAACACAAGUUCUUCCCCAGUAUUGACUGAGUAAUGCAACCUCAUGUUUGUGUCGUUUUCCUUUAUUUACUGUCUGAAGUAUGCAGUGUUAUCUCUUAUUAGAUGAAGAGCAUGCCACUAGCCCACCUUUCAAGGGUGCAUUCCCCCCCUCCCCCAUUCCUGAUCUCUGCCUGGGGUCCCUGAAUGUAUUUUGUCCUUUGAAAGUGCUGUACAGUAUUGUCAAUGUGGCCCCAUAUCUUUUCAUUUUUACUCAAAUCAGGGCUCGCACCAGUUCGACGUACCACACCUUACCUUCCGUUGCAUCCCUUUCCUUCUCAGUCUAUGUUCUACAUUGUAGAUAUUUGCUGUUUUUAGGGCAAAAAUCUAAAAAUAGGUCUCUACCACUAGCCUUGUCAUGUGGAACAGUUAAUUUAAGAUUCCCUCGAGUUCCUCUUUUGAUAAUAUACUAGUUCUUAUUUAAUCUUUUCUUGUGAACAUUCAAUGAGUAUUAAUAAUAAUAUGAUCACUGUUGUUACAACUAGACAUCGUUUUACAUUAAGCAAUAAGUUCUUUGUGUAUUUUUAUUAUUUUAUUUUUUUGGAAGGGAGGCUGGUUGUUAAAAAUAUGUGUAAAGAAAUGGUAGGAUUCAGUCUUAACCUGCUUUGCCAUAAUAAAAAUAUGAAGACUAAUGUGUAUAUGUAAUAUGUAUAUCUAUAUACAAGCUGUCAUUGUCUGUGUACUAAAAAAAAGCUGAACAUGCAACAAAUAAAAACAGACAUAAAAGCA